AGCAGCUCUUUUUUUCGUGUCAGUGGAAUCUCUGGGAUUCUGGAUUUCGGGAUUUUUUUUAAAUUUUUUUUUUUGGGAGGGGGUUGGAAGAAUCUGGAUGUUGGAGCAACAAGCGGUGGAUGUGGAUGCGGUGGCAGUGCGCGCGGCUGUGCGCGCGGGGAUAACGUGGGUCCGUGAGCUGUAACUGCGGGUUUUUUACAAACCAGGAGGGGGGGGAGGGCAGUGGGGGAGUGCAGACAUGGAUCGGAACCCCCCCGCCAUGGGCAUGGGCAUCACCAGCAGCCCCCCGCACCUGUGGGUGCUGUGGCUGCUCCACGCGCUCCUGGCCCCGGCCGCCCCCCAGGAGGUUUACGCGCCGCACUCCAUCCGCGUGGAGGGGGACGUGACGCUGGGGGGGCUGUUCCCCGUGCACGGCCGGGGGGGGCCCGCCCCGUGCGGGGACAUCCGCAGGGAGGGGGGCGUGCACCGGCUGGAGGCCAUGAUGUACGCGCUGGACCAGAUCAACGGAGACCCCGCGCUGCUGCCCAACGUCACGCUGGGCGCGCGCGUCCUGGACACCUGCUCGCGGGACACCCACGCGCUGGAGCAGUCGCUCACGUUCGUGCAGGCGCUCAUCCAGAAGGACGCCACCGACGUGCGCUGCACCAGCGGGGAGCCGCCCGUGUUCGUGAAGCCCGAGCGGGUGGUGGGAGUGGUGGGCGCGUCCGCCAGCUCCGUGUCCAUCAUGGUGGCGAACAUCCUCAGACUCUUCCAGAUUCCUCAGAUCAGCUAUGCAUCCACUGCUCCAGAGCUCAGCGAUGACCGCCGAUACGACUUCUUCUCCCGGGUUGUCCCUCCAGAUAGCUUUCAGGCCCAGGCGAUGGUGGACAUCGUCAAGGCCAUGGGAUGGAACUACAUCUCCACCGUGGCGUCAGAGGGCAGCUAUGGGGAGAAAGGGGUGGAGGCCUUCAUGCAGCUGUCCAGAGAGGCAGGUGGAAUCUGCAUCGCUCAAUCCCUGAGGAUUCCCCAUGACCACAAACCAUCUGACUUCGAUAAAAUCAUCCGUUUGCUGCUGGACACCCGCAAUGCCAGGGCAGUCAUUCUGUUUGCCAAUGAUGAUGACAUCAGGGGACUCCUGAAUGCCAGUAAGCGAACAGACAAAAUCGGUCACUUACUGUGGAUAGGAUCUGACAGCUGGGGGGCCAAGAAUGGUCCGGUCCACCAGCUGGAAGACGCUGCUGUCGGAGCCAUCACCAUCCUGCCCAAGAGGGCCACCAUCAACGGGUUCGAUUCCUACUUCACAUCACGGACUCUGGAGAACAAUCGGAGGAACGUUUGGUUUGCUGAGUACUGGGAGGAGACCUUCAACUGCAAACUGAUGAGCUCCUCCAAGAAGGAUGACAGCAGCAGGAAAUGCACAGGUCAGGAGCGCAUUGGCAUUGACUCUAAAUACGAGCAGGAGGGUAAAGUCCAAUUCGUGAUUGAUGCAGUCUAUGCCAUGGCCCAUGCACUCCACAACAUGCAGCGGGACUUGUGUCCGGAGAACUCGGGCAUCUGCCCGGACAUGGAGCUCGCUGGAGGGAAGAAACUACUCAAGUACAUCCGUAGCGUCAGCUUCAAUGGAAGUGCUGGUACUUCAGUGACAUUCAACAGGAACGGCGACGCUCCAGGACGCUACGACCUGUUCCAGUACCAGCGGAACAACAUCACUGGUGCCAGCUACCGCGUGGUCGGACAGUGGACUGAGACCCUGCAACUCUCUAUCGAAGACUUACAGUGGCCUCGAAGGGCAAAGGAGAUUCCCAAGUCUGUGUGCAGCCAUCCCUGUAAACCUGGUGAGAGGAAGAAGGUGGUGAAGGGCAUGCCGUGCUGCUGGCACUGUGAGCGCUGUGAAGGCUACCAUUACCUUCCUGACGAGUUCAGCUGCAAACUCUGUUCCUACAACAUGAGGCCGAAUACCAACCGCACAGCCUGCCAGCCCAUUCCCAUCGUCAAGCUGGAGUGGCACUCCCCCUGGGCAGUGAUUCCAGUCUUGCUUGCAAUGUUGGGAAUUGUUGCUACAAUGUUCGUCAUGGCUACGUUUGUCAGGUACAAUGACACUCCGAUUGUCCGAGCCUCCGGUCGGGAAAUGAGCUACGUCCUACUGACUGGGAUAUUCCUCUGCUACAUCAUCACAUUCCUCAUGAUCGGCAAACCGGAUGUUGGCGUGUGCUCGUUCAGGAGGAUUUUCCUGGGUCUGGGUAUGUGUAUUAGCUACGCUGCCCUCCUCACCAAAACCAACCGCAUCUUUCGGAUCUUUGAGCAGGGGAAGAAGUCGGUGACGGCACCCAGGCUAAUCAGCCCCACCUCCCAGCUGGCCAUCACCUUCAGCCUCAUCUCUGUCCAGCUGCUAGGGGUGCUUAUCUGGUUCGGCGUGGAUCCACCCAACAUUGUAGUGGACUACGAUGAGCAAAGGAACAUCAACCCGGAUCUGGCUCGUGGGGUGUUGAAAUGCGACAUCACGGAUCUGCAGAUCAUAUGCUCUUUGGGAUACAGUAUCUUGUUGAUGGUGACAUGUACUGUUUAUGCCAUAAAGACCCGAGGAGUACCGGAGAACUUUAACGAGGCCAAGCCAAUUGGAUUCACCAUGUACACCACCUGCAUUGUGUGGCUGGCCUUCAUACCCAUCUUCUUUGGAACCGCACAGUCUGCAGAGAAGCUGUAUAUCCAGACGACCACGCUGACCAUCUCCAUGAACCUGAGCGCCUCUGUUGCUCUGGCGUUGCUCUACAUGCCCAAAGUCUACGUCAUCAUCUUUCACCCAGAGCUCAACGUGCAGAAGAGAAAACGCUCAUUCAAAGCUGUCGUCACGGCAGCCACCAUGUCAUCCCGCCUCUCCCACAAGGCCAGCGACCGGCCCAACGGGGAGGCCAAGACAGAGCUGUGUGAGAACAUGGAACCCAGCAGCUAAUUUCAUAAUUUAUCAGAGGUCCUGCAACAAAGACGAAAUAUGUGAGCUACAGCGACCCAGUAAUGUGACCGUAUCCUCCGUCAGAGCUGCAGACGAGUCUUCCCUCCUGCCCUGACUGCUGAGAACAGGAGAAAAGAGCCGAACGGACGGAUGAUCUUUGUUUUUCCUUCAAUUUCUUGGUCUCAUGUGUCACUGCCCUUCGGAGAUGUUCAUGUUCAGCAGCCCGCUGGGAUGAAGGCUCGUUCAAAGAUAAACCUGCUGGAGACUGAAAAUCUUGUUUUGAUGGUGAGGUAUCGCUGACGGCAGCGAGGACUAAAUCGGCCCAUGCACUCGCUUCCUCUCGAGGACUUCCACACUGCACGUUUUCAACGCUCCUGUUGACCUGUGAGCGGUCAUUCAGGCCCGCUCUUUCCUUUGUGUCUGAUGUCAAUGAUGGAUCUGGUUUUUGUUUGGGACAUUUGAGAUUUGGAUCGGCCAUGCUGACACUGCCAGCGGAAAUGUUGUCUCUUAAAUGUCUAAAGGAGUAACAGAAUAAAAGUAUAAACAUAGACAUUGUUAAAGCCUCUGAAAAAUCCUUCUUAGGCUCCAUCCCCCACACAUUUCAGCUUCAUAGCUGGUGCUGCAUGUUAGUGUUUGCGAGAUAAUGCUCGUGGUCUGACUGUGGGAACUACACUUUCCAUAAUGCCUUGAGGGGUGUACAAACGUAAUGCUGUUCUGUUGUGUCUGUUUACAUUUUUUGUGGCUUUUUUCAUGUUCAAAGCUUUUUGUCUGCAUUGUUGAACCCUCAACCACUGGAUCACUACAGUGAUGGGCCUCAUUUGUGGUACGUUCAAAAGUUAGUACCUCCUCUGCAUGUGAGCUGAAAUCUGACUGUGUCUGUGAUUAAGAAAUAUGGCUUUAACUGGGGCUUUAAUUGUCCAGGAUUAUUAACAUGGUCAUGCGACUGCAGGUCUGCACUGAGAAGAGGAAUCUCGAGAGAGUCUAUUCGUCUUUUCUUGUGAGAUUCAUCUCAGAGGAUAAACCUACGUUAUCCUUGAGCUUGAGGUGAAACAAAGUAGUCAGAUUGCUUGAAAAUGAAAAAAAAUUAAACUUUUGUUCACAUUGUCAAGCCUGGAUGACUACAAAUAUUAACUUGCGGACAUUCACUGGCUUGGAUUGUCUUUGAACACUAUUUUACAUGUGUAUGUAAUUUAGUUUUUUACUUUGUUUUAAUUUCUUUGAAUUUCUUUUAAAAAUAAUUGUUCCUGUUAAUUAUAUUUUUUGUUCAUGAAAA
This is a messenger RNA of Cololabis saira (Pacific saury), 4202 nucleotides long. It is a transcript of the gene grm7, whose product is annotated as glutamate metabotropic receptor 7. Gene Ontology annotation, molecular function: group III metabotropic glutamate receptor activity. The record is from RefSeq and is a predicted model, not a curated record. Gene Ontology annotation, cellular component: membrane. The transcript has 11 exons. Gene Ontology annotation, biological process: regulation of synaptic transmission, glutamatergic; G protein-coupled glutamate receptor signaling pathway. Lineage: Eukaryota; Metazoa; Chordata; Actinopteri; Beloniformes; Belonidae. The coding region runs from base 239 to 2929 and encodes 896 amino acids.